AUGGCCCGCCACGCGAUUGUCGUUGCUCUAAUCUUUGUCGCCUUUGUGGGAUUUGUCGCGGCAGCUGAUACAGAUACCUCAUCAACCUCCCCGUCGUCAACCCCAUCUACCGACUCCCCAAUUGCACCUGGAGCUCCUAACGCGGAUGGUGGUUCAUCAACCGGUGAUAGUUCAAGUGCAGCUUCAUCCGAAUCAGGAGCUCACGCAAAGGCGAAAAUCUCAGCCACUGCUGGUGCUAGCGUCGUAGCCGUGGCUGGUUUUUUGGUUCUGUAA
Molecule: messenger RNA, 273 nt
Organism: Erigeron canadensis
Lineage: Eukaryota; Viridiplantae; Streptophyta; Magnoliopsida; Asterales; Asteraceae
Product: anther-specific protein BCP1-like
Exons: 1
Coding region: 1-273 (90 amino acids)
Source: RefSeq, a predicted model, not a curated record